AAGUGACUCGUCGUUGUUUAAAGCAACAUGGUGUCGCUCUAUGAGCAAUGUGAUUGUAAACAAGCUAACAUCUGUAGCAGUAGAAGGGGUUUAUUAGCCGGAACACAGUAGCUGCUGAUAUUAUUAUUUUAUUAUUUGAGAGCUAGAUGGCUCUUAGAGUGUGUGGAGUUUUUAUCCGGGACGUCUCCGUCCUUUCCAGACGACUCGUGCUGUCUGCUCGGCAGGAAAGUGCGUCAUGUCUUCUCACCGCAGGAAAUGCUGCCUGCAGCCGAAGCAAGAGGGGCGGAUUCACCUUCACUCCUGCUUGUUUUAUUACAUCCGAAGCAUUUCUCAGCAGACUGAUGAAAGGAAAAGCAGCUGAAGCAGACGGCAGCACUCAUCACCCUCCAGCAUCGGUUCCUCCACACAGCAAUGAACAGAUAGGUUUAUUACUGAGACAUCCAGACCAGCCUCCUGACUCAAAGGUGUUAAAAGUGGUCAUAAUCGGUGCUCCGAAUGCUGGGAAGUCCACGUUGUCCAACCAGCUGCUCGGCACAAAGGUGUUUGCUGUGUCCAAGAAAGUUCACACCACUCGGUGCCGCAGCCUGGGCGUCCUGACGGAGAACGACACACAGAUUAUUUUGCUCGACACCCCUGGUCUCACCACUCACUCAAAGGUCAAAAGACACCAUCUGGAUAAAUCUUUGCUUGUGGAUCCCUGGCUCUCUGUAAAAGAAGCCGACCUGAUGGUGGUCAUGGUGGACGUGUCUGACAGAUGGAUGCGCAGCAGGCUCGACUAUGAGGUGCUGAAAUGCCUUGCCCAGCACCCGCAUAUCCCAGCGGUCCUAGUCCUGAACAAGGUGGAUCUAAUGAAGUCCAAGGACAGGCUGCUGGAUGUCACAGCACAGCUGACAGGUGGGGUGGUGAACGGUCGCAGGAUACAGGUCAGGCCAGUGAUCAAGCCCCCGUGGGCUGAGAAGAUACCCAAGAGUGAUUCAGAGCUACCUCCUGACGGGGACACUUUGGUGCACGGGGACAGUGAGACGUCAGACUCUGCACUGAGCAAAAAGCAGCUGAAAGAGCUGAGCAGUCAGCAGGGUUGGCCUCACUUUAAGGAUGUCUUCAUGCUGUCGUCUGUGGACAGAGAGGACGUGGAGACGCUCAAGACCUAUUUUAUUGUUAAUGCUAAGCCGGGGUCGUGGCUGUAUCACAGCGAGGUCCUGACGGACCAGAGUCCAGAGGAGAUCUGCACCAGCAUCAUCAGAGAGAAGCUCUUGGAGUAUCUGCCUCAGGAGGUGCCUUAUUCCAUGACACAGUCCGUUGAACUCUGGCAAGAUGGAGAAAAUGGGCAGCUUGAUAUUUCUGUGAAACUCUACGCCAUCAAAGAGUCCCACAUGAGUAUGGUGAUCGGCACAGCUGGCCAGACGGUGUCGCGGAUCGCCCAAGAGGCGAGCGAGGACCUGAGCCGAGUGUACCUGAGGGAGGUGAGGCUGAAGCUCUCCGCCAAGCUGAAGAAGUGAAGAAGAGAAAAGGAUGAACUGAAAAACUGCUAUGAUGUCGUCGUGAGUCAGACAUGAAUCUGUAAAGGACUGAUGUUGUUCUCUGAGUUUUUAACGUUCAAGUUGUUUCUCUUAUUUAAGAUGCAAACAAAUGUGGAAACGGCAGAAUAAAAAACGUUUUGGAUGGGAGGGGGGGUCGCAAACAUGACACAAGGGGAUGUUGUGACACAGAUUUUGGCGGCGUGUUUACGGCUGAGUGGCUUUGGUGAGCUGAGAAAGGGCGGAUGUUUUAUCUGGGGCCCUCAGAGCCAACGUUAGAUUAACCGAAGCUGCUCAGACGUUCCUGAUGCCCUAUUCUCUCUUCCCCCCAUCCCCCCUCUCUCCGUCUACUCUUCUGGGUCUUACAGAGUCUAAUUCUGCCCCAGAGGGCUGUUAUUGUGUCCCUAAUGGAUGGCAGAGUGGAGCGCUAACUCAACAGUUUACUUUAACCAGGUCAUAUUCAUGUUAUUAAUGCUUUAAUAUUCAGUCAAUAAAAACAGAGAUGCUCGUUUUAGGGGGAACAUUCGUUAACUUUAUUUAACAUUUAGAAAAUCAUCUCAAUAAGAUGCCAUUCAGCAGCGUUUUGUUGUCCGCUGUCCUCUGGGUGGGGACGAGAAGGAGCGAAGGCCGGGGAACCCUUACCAUUACUAAAACUCAGUAAUGGUAACGGUUUGACGGCCAUGCUCAGCACCGGCGACUCUUGGGUCCGUUCUGAUGGCGCCGGAGGUGGAAUGAGACCCUGGAUAGUACAUCAUCUAUACUGUAGUGUCUCUUUAAAAAACUUACAGUAUAAGAUGAUAUCCUGUCCAGGGCACAAGACAAAAACGCAGAGACGAUGGCUCUUGGUGUGUUUUUUAUCUGAAAGAAAAUUAAAAAAAUAAAUAAAUAAAAUGUGAGAAACAUUUAAAAAGACUGGAUUUUGAGUUUUCUCACCUUUUCCAUAAAGCGUUGGACUUUCCUCAUCGUGUUGUGUUCUAGUAGCAUGUUGGUGCCACCUAACCGCUCUGCUGUUGGACUCUGACACUUAAAGGCCCUCCACUGCUCAUUAGCAUAUCGAGAUGACAUCACACUUUAGGUUUCCUCCUUAUCUGCACCUAGCCUUGUUGCUUCUGCUCAGAAAUGGUCCACACCCUUCCAACUCCCAGCUGAACGCCUCUUUUAAUGCCUUUUAUACAGAAAUGAAGCAUGUAUUUUAUUGAGUUUGUUAGUUUUGACCUUUCUGAUACAAAAACAGCCAAAGCAUUUGUCUCCUUCAGACUUUAAAUAAAUGUAACGUUCAGCAUCUCUUCA
Messenger RNA from Nothobranchius furzeri (turquoise killifish), 2807 nucleotides. RefSeq names its product Era-like 12S mitochondrial rRNA chaperone 1 (gene eral1). Gene Ontology annotation, biological process: ribosomal small subunit assembly. Gene Ontology annotation, cellular component: mitochondrial matrix. The record is from RefSeq and is a predicted model, not a curated record. NCBI's taxonomy places the organism in Eukaryota, Metazoa, Chordata, Actinopteri, Cyprinodontiformes, Nothobranchiidae. Gene Ontology annotation, molecular function: GTP binding; rRNA binding; ribosomal small subunit binding.